UUUGGUUGCUUUGGCAUUUUCUGGUUCUGUUGGGAUGACACUCCUUGUUUUAGGAUGUGCUUUACCACAAUACAACAACUGGUAUCCUUUCUUUGUUAUAAUAUUUUACUUGCUUUCACCUAUUCCAACAUUAAUAUCCCGGCGGUACAGAGAUGAUAUGGCAACUAGCAGUGCAUGUCAUGAGCUCGCUUUAUUUUUCACAACUGGCAUUAUAAUAUCAGCAUUUGGUCUCCCUAUAAUACUUGCUGAAGCACCAACAGCAGCACCUGUGAUUACAUGGGGUGCUUGUGGUUUGGUUCUUGCUGGUAAUGUUGUUGUCUUUCUUACUAUACUUGGGUUCUUUGUGGCUUUUGAUAAUGAUGAUGUAGAUUACAGCAUGUGGUGAUGUUAGUUCAUAGUGAGGAUCUCGCCCUAAGAGGCAGCAUUUUUGUAAAAAAAAAAUGUAAAAAGAGUAUUAAAAGUGUAGAUUUGGUUGGCUUUCAA
Molecule: messenger RNA, 483 nt
Organism: Argiope bruennichi
Lineage: Eukaryota; Metazoa; Arthropoda; Arachnida; Araneae; Araneidae
Product: leptin receptor gene-related protein-like
Exons: 3
Coding region: 35-385 (116 amino acids)
Biological process (GO): late endosome to vacuole transport via multivesicular body sorting pathway
Cellular component (GO): endosome
Source: RefSeq, a predicted model, not a curated record